AUGCGCAUAGUCAAGGGGCGAUUCAAGUCUGGCUCUGUAUCUGAUGGCAGCUCGGACUCGGAUGCGAUUGCGCUCUCACCGUUGACGCCCUUCACCCCUCGUGUGCAACUCAAUGAGCGCCGAUAUUCUGCUCUAGCCAAAAUUGACAGGGCUCCAUUCUCGUGGUUCCAUGUCAAAGUGUGGCUCGUAGCCGGUGUUGGCUUCUUUACUGAUGCCUACGAUAUAUUCGCUAUCGGGAUCGGCGCUCUGAUGCUCGGACAUGUAUACGGAAAGAACGGGUCAUUACCUGGUUUGGUCGAUCUCGGCCUUAAGAUCGCAAUGCCAAUUGGGAACGUCUUUGGACAGGUUGGCUUCGGGAUACUUGCGGACCGUCUUGGUCGCAAACGCAUGUACGGCAUUGAACUCAGUAUCAUCAUUGCAUCAUGCUUCGCCCAAGCUCUUUCCGGUAGCAGUCCUGCAAUCAAUGCUACUGCUGUGCUCACCGUUUGGAGGUUCUGUAUGGGGGUCGGUAUAGGAGGAGACUAUCCCCUCAGCGCAGUCAUUACCUCUGAGUUUGCUGCUACUCGUUCUCGGGGGCGCCUGAUGGUGGCAGUAUUCUCGUCUCAAGGCUGGGGCAAUCUAGCCGCAAGCAUAGUCGCCCUCGUGGUCCUCGCGGCGUACAAGGACGCCAUCCUGUCUGAGGGUACCGAUAGCUUCGCAGCGAUGGAUGCGUGCUGGCGCUUCCUCGUAGGGCUCGGUUGUAUACCUGGCGUCAUUGCGCUUUACUUUCGCCUCACCGUCCCCGAGACGCCCCGUUUCACCAUGGACGUCGUGCGCGAUAUCAAGCUCGCCGUCAAGAACAUUCAGGCUGUGCUCUCUGCCAACGGCGUUCAACCUGGCGUAUGGGAGGUCGACGAGUCCCGCCGACCGUCCUCUCCCGUCGAUGCACCCCGGUCGUCAUGGCAGGACUUCAAGCAGUACUUUGGCAAGUGGGAGAAUCUGAAGGUCUUGAUCGGUUGCUCAUACAGCUGGUUCGCUCUUGAUGUCGCUUUCUAUGGACUCGGGCUCAAUACCUCCAAGGUAUUGACGUCGGGCUUGCUCUCGGCCAUUGGCAUCCAGCAGAGCCAAGAGAAAGACCCCUCCUCGGACUUCAACAACAUAUAUAACAUCACACUCUUUACCUUACUCAUCUCCGGAACUAGUCUUAUUCCUGGAUAUUGGGCCACCUUUCUCUUGGUGGAUCGUUGGGGUCGCAAGCCCAUACAACUGAUGGGCUUCGCAGUGCUAUUCGUUCUCUUUCUUGUAAUGGGCUUCGCGUAUGAUUCUCUCAUGGGUUCUGAAACUGGGUCAAAGGUCUUUGUUUUCAUCUACUGUCUCGCCAACUUCUUCCAGAACUUCGGACCAAACACCACUACCUUCGUCAUACCAGGCGAGGCGUUCCCGACACGCUAUAGGGCAACUGCUCAUGGUAUCUCUGCGGCAAGCGGCAAAGUCGGGGCCAUCGUCGCUCAGAUCAUCUUCUACUUGCACGGAGGCUCUAUCCGUCUGAUCUUGAGGAUCUUUGCCUUCAUCAUGCUCAGCGGUAUCUUCUCUACGUUGCUUCUGCCAGAGACCAAGUCGAAGUCGCUCGAGGAAAUAAGCAACGAAAAGCAGUCAGGAUUCAUUCGAGGUACCGAUACGUUUGAGCUACGCAAUGGAAUUGUUCUGAAGAAGGUUCACUAG
Messenger RNA from Peniophora sp. CBMAI 1063, 1701 nucleotides. The record is from the annotation of a GenBank genome assembly. NCBI's taxonomy places the organism in Eukaryota, Fungi, Basidiomycota, Agaricomycetes, Russulales, Peniophoraceae.